AUGGAACCCUACGAUGAUGAAUUGUUUUGGCUGGUGAUAUGUGGGUUUGUGGUAGCGUUUAUAUUAGCUUUUGGUAUUGGCGCAAAUGAUGUGGCCAACUCCUUCGGUACCAGCGUCGGUUCCAAGGUUUUGACUUUGACACAAGCUUGUAUACUGGCAACUAUCUUUGAGAUCGCAGGUGCUGUUUUAAUCGGAUAUAAGGUAUCAGACACGAUGCGCAAAGGUAUAUUGGAUGUGUCGCUAUACAAUGACGGUGGUGAACGUCUGCUAGCGGCAGGCUGUUUAGCGGCGCUUAUCGCGGGUGCUGCAUGGCUUAUACUUGCGACGGCGCUUCGCCUACCUGUCUCUGGAACGCACUCCAUUGUAGGUGCCACUGUCGGGUUCACGCUUACUGCUAAAGGUCCCACCGGGAUUCGAUGGUCGACUCUUGGAGCGAUUGUAUUGUCAUGGUUCAUCUCACCGGCUCUUAGUGGUGCAGUAUCGGCCACGUUGUUUUGGCUGGUACGACGGUAUAUACUGCGUGCCCCCGAGCCGCUUGUGUCCGGGCUUCGCGCCCUGCCGUUCUUUUAUGGAGCCACCGUCGCUGUCAACGUGAUUAGUGUUGUGCACGAUGGGCCUAAAUUACUGUCUAUGGACAACAUACCGAUGUGGAUAGCGUUGGUGGGGUCGGUAGCACUUGGUGUGGUGGUCGCCGCCUGCGUGCGUAUCUUUCUCGUGCCAUAUUAUCGUCGCUGUCUCUGUACACCGCCCGUCAAUUUCACACUAGGAUUAUCCAAUGAAACGACGCCAGCAAAUACUCCAACACAUUUCAAUAAGACCAGUAUACCACAGAGACCAACGUCACUCCUAUCCGAGGACGGAAAACUUCUAGAAGUAAUAGCAGAAAGCGCAGAAAUGGUUACAUUGAGCGAUGUAGACAAAUGUUCAGUGGGUGUUAAGGAAAUGAAUGCUAGGAAUCGAGCUUUACUCGCAACUAUGGAUGACUGUAGCAUCCUCUCAAGAAGCUUAAGUCCUUCCAAUAAAUCAAGACUGCAGUUGGUAGAUGCAGACCCUCAAAUCAAUACACUGAAGUAUAUUGAUGAGACUCUGAGUUGCUGUAAGAGCUUAGAUUCCUCACAGCUGGCUGGUAUGGGUGAAAGUUAUGGUUCUGACUCAAGAAAUGGGUUUCUCGGUGACUCUUGUGACACUAUAGCUCGUGGAGAGUUUAACAGCUUGGCUGCUUCAAGAGGACUGCCGCCUGUAACUGAUAUCGAUACAUCGCCACCGCCUCGUCUUGAUAAGGGCCCCGAAGGCGGCAGUGCAUGGAGCAUCGAGUGUGACGGGCGCACUGCGAGACUGCCAGCACUGACGCCGAACUCGAGCGCAGCGCCGCUCCUGCGAGCCGCCAGUCCGAAACGCACACCUCCGCCCCCACCACCUCCUGACACCUUGCGUCUCUUCUCUUUCCUGCAAGUGCUUACAGCAACCUUCGGCGCGUUCGCUCAUGGUGGUAACGAUGUUAGUAAUGCCAUAGGGCCAUUGGUAGCUCUGUGGCUGCUUUAUUCGGAAGGUGGUGCACACGCACGCGCCGAAACGCCGUUAGCAAUUCUCGUAUUCGGUGGCGUGGGGAUUGCCCUCGGCCUAUGGCUCUGGGGCCGCCGCGUGAUACAAACUGUAGGUGAAGAUCUCACCAGCAUCACAGCUGACACCGGAUUUACAAUCGAGCUUGGUGCGGCGUUGACUGUACUAGUGGCGAGCAAGGUCGGUCUCCCAGUCUCUACCACGCACUGCAAAGUGGGCUCAGUUGUUUGUGUUGGUUAUUUCUCAGAGAAGGCUGUCGAUUGGAGUUUAUUUAGGAACAUAAUAUUUGCGUGGGUCGUGACCGUUCCGGCGGUGGCGGGCAUGGCUGCACUAUCAAUGCUUGCACUUGAAGCCUUCGUCGUUUAA
Molecule: messenger RNA, 1926 nt
Organism: Parnassius mnemosyne (clouded apollo)
Lineage: Eukaryota; Metazoa; Arthropoda; Insecta; Lepidoptera; Papilionidae
Source: the annotation of a GenBank genome assembly